Messenger RNA from Cyprinodon tularosa, 3007 nucleotides. RefSeq names its product mitogen-activated protein kinase 8. Gene Ontology annotation, molecular function: JUN kinase activity; ATP binding. The record is from RefSeq and is a predicted model, not a curated record. The transcript has 12 exons. NCBI's taxonomy places the organism in Eukaryota, Metazoa, Chordata, Actinopteri, Cyprinodontiformes, Cyprinodontidae. Gene Ontology annotation, cellular component: cytoplasm; nucleus. Gene Ontology annotation, biological process: JNK cascade; protein phosphorylation. The coding region runs from base 391 to 1680 and encodes 429 amino acids.
UGUUGAACGCGCCCCGCUCUCAUUGUGCAGCGGAGGAAGAAGCUUCGGAAGGUUCGACGACGUCGGUAUGAAAUGGCAGAAAGUGGCCGCGCCGCGGAAGCACCGAGACUAGGCUGCGUAGGAGCUGCAUGUGUUCACCGUGGAGCCCCCGGCCUGCAGGUCAACUGAUAGCUAACGACUGUUAGCUCUUCGGCGGGGAGGGGGGACGGGGGGGAGACUUGGAUUAAAGACCACCAGGAUUUCCUGCCUUUAAACACCCGUCCAGCCUGCGUCUGACGGAGGCAGCAGGCGGCGGCUGCGCGGCGAGACUCCUGGAAUCAACCGGACAGGGAUUUCAAGAGGCCUGCUCUUCUUGCAUGCCAAGGCGCAGCGUCUGACCAAGGUGUCAUCAUGAACCGGAACAAGCGUGAAAAGGAGUAUUACAGCAUAGAUGUGGGGGAUUCAACUUUUACGGUCUUGAAGCGCUACCAGAACCUCAGACCCAUUGGAUCUGGAGCGCAAGGAAUCGUCUGCUCGGCGUACGACCAUAACUUGGAGAAGAACGUGGCCAUCAAGAAGCUGAGCCGGCCCUUUCAGAAUCAGACCCAUGCCAAACGCGCCUACAGAGAACUGGUGCUGAUGAAAUGUGUCAACCACAAGAACAUCAUCGGCCUAUUAAACGUUUUCACACCACAGAAGACACUAGAGGAGUUCCAAGAUGUGUAUCUGGUGAUGGAGCUGAUGGACGCUAACCUCUGUCAGGUGAUCCAGAUGGAGCUGGACCAUGAGAGGCUGUCCUACCUGCUCUACCAGAUGCUGUGUGGAAUCAAACACCUGCACGCCGCAGGCAUCAUUCACAGGGACCUGAAGCCCAGUAACAUCGUGGUGAAGUCUGACUGCACCCUGAAGAUCCUGGACUUCGGUCUGGCCCGGACCGCCGCCACCGGCCUGCUCAUGACGCCCUACGUAGUGACCCGUUAUUACCGCGCCCCUGAGGUCAUCCUGGGCAUGGGUUACCAGGCCAACGUGGAUAUUUGGGCUGUGGGCUGCAUUAUGGCAGAAAUGGUUCGCCACAAAAUCCUUUUUCCUGGAAGGGAUUAUAUUGAUCAGUGGAACAAGGUCAUCGAGCAGCUGGGGACGCCGUCUCAGGAGUUCCUCAUGAAGCUCAACCAGUCGGUGAGGACCUACGUGGAGAACCGGCCGCGCUACGCUGGCUACAGCUUUGAGAAGCUCUUCCCUGAUGUCCUGUUUCCUGCAGACUCUGAACACAACAAGCUGAAAGCGAGCCAAGCCAGGGAUCUGCUAUCCAAAAUGCUGGUAAUAGACGCUUCCAAGCGGAUCUCUGUGGACGAGGCUCUGCAGCACCCCUACAUUAACGUGUGGUACGAUCCCACUGAAGUGGAAGCACCGCCGCCUGCGAUCACAGACAAGCAGCUGGAUGAGCGAGAGCACACGGUGGAGGAGUGGAAAGAGUUAAUCUAUAAAGAAGUGCUGGACUGGGAGGAAAGGACAAAGAACGGCGUCAUCAGGGGACAGCCGGCAUCUAUAGGUGCAGCAAUGAGCAGCAGCCACCAGCACCCCCCCUCCACGUCCUCGUCCGCCUCCACCAACGACGUCUCCUCCGACCCGACCCCGACCGACACGGACAGCAGCCUGGAGACAGCCCGCGCCGCCGCGGGCCCCGUGGGCUGCUGCAGAUGAUGGCCCCGCCCUCCCGGCGCCGGUCCUGCUCCGCGGUCACAGCGGCUCCUCGCUGGUCCCUCCCUCUCUCCUCCCCUCCUGCUCGUCUCUGGUAGUAUAGCAUAUUAGUCAGAUAGCUGUGUAAGAAAUAUUUCUAAAGAACAGAUCUUUGUCUUUUCUUUGAAAAUAAUCAUCCAUAGAUUCUUUUAUUAUUUUGUUCAAAAGAUUUUAUUUUCUCUAAUAUAUUGUUUCUUUGUCAGAAACCAGAUCUGGUUUGAAUUCAGUUUGUAGCGCCGGUAGGAUCUGAGAAAUGUCAUAAACGGAUGUAAUUUUCUCUGUUUUUAUCUUUGACAGCUUGCCAUACCUUCACAGAUUAAGUUUGUACAGAUUUGACCGUAGAUGGUGGUUUUAUCUUUAUUACCAAUAUUCUGUGAGUCCUUGGAUCCCAGAUUAUUUUCUCCUGGAUGGUUUUGUCUAAAAUAUUAUGGAUAUUGUUUUUUUUGUUUGUUUGUUUUUUAUUAUUUGCUGAUGACACAUCCAUUUAUUAGAGACAAGGUCAGUUAGAUUUAUUGUAAAAAAAAAUUAAAAAAAAGAAGCUACUUCUACUUUCUACAAUGUAAAGUUAAACUUUUUACAAACGCUUUAUAAUUUUAAUAUUUUUCACCUCCCAUUUAAAGAACAAAUGCUGACAUUUGUUGGAUUCUCCUUUGUCAUAUUUAGACUAGAAGAGUCUAAAUAUGUUGUUAUUUUUAAGUGCUUUAAAAUCUUUUCUUUGUCCCAGUUGUGGACGGAGCCGGUUUGGUGGAACCGAUCUGGACUGGAUCCUUUAGAAAUGGAGAGUUUGGUUUGUUAGGUUGAUGAUGGUGAAACUAGGAUGUGCUUCAGCUGAGGUGGGUGGUGGGGGGCUUUUGAUGCAUCUCAACAGAUUUGAAUAUCAGAAAAACAGUUUGUUUGUUCCAGAAAUUCGUUUAAUUCUGUUCAUUUUGAUGAUUAUGGCUUAAAAGCAACAGAUCAUGAAAAAUUAAUUCUAGAAAUAUUUCAACAGAGCGAUACAGAUUAUUUUAACGUCCCCUGAUAGCCGCUGCUGAUGUCGCCUCAUCUUCCUUCAUUUACAGGAUAAAAUGAUAAAACGUUGCAGGAAACAAAACAUUAAAGCUAGAAGGUAAAUAGAGGGAGCAGAAAGUUAAAAUUUCAUAAUAAAUGAGCUGACGUGACUGAUGGAUGUUUGCCCUUCAAAUAAGAUAUUUUGCAUUUUAAAGGUAAAGAUAAAGGAAAUAUCUUUAUUUUAAACUAAAGAACUCUUAUUCCAUUGUCUUACUUACUGGAUAGAAUUAAGGGAAAAUAAAGU